Molecule: messenger RNA, 2078 nt
Organism: Xyrauchen texanus (razorback sucker)
Lineage: Eukaryota; Metazoa; Chordata; Actinopteri; Cypriniformes; Catostomidae
Exons: 7
Coding region: 152-1495 (447 amino acids)
Source: RefSeq, a predicted model, not a curated record
GCAAUAACUUAAUUUAAGGAAGUAAAGGCUGAAAUGGUUAGCCUAAGGAUGUCAAGUGUGAGAUGCUUGUGUAAGUUGAUGAGCACGCUGUUUUGUUAAAAAUCACAGAUUGAACCACUAGUUUAUUUGUGAGUAACUGUUGAAGAUACGUAUGGCUGUUUUCCUGAGUACCACCCUAGUGCUCCUUUUAGGAGUCCAAGGUGCCUGCUGCUUAUGGACAGUAAGCAAGAUAACAGCUAAAAGUGGGGGAUCCGUCACCAUUCCCUGUCACUACCAUCGUAUUCACAAGGACCUUCAAAAGUACUGGUGCAAAGGCAAGAACUGGUCAACCUGCAUGACAAUGCAACCUACCAACCCAAAGGAGAAGCGAACAGGCAUCAGUUUUCUCAACAUCCCAGAUGAACUGUUAACCACCAUGACACUGACAAACCUACGCAGCAGUGAUUCUAACCGUUAUUGGUGUGCGGCGAAGAUCGGAGGCCCUCUCCAACGAGAUAUAAAAACAGUUCUAGAACUUACCGUCACUGAGGGUAUUCCAGAUCUGUCUGUGGCCAGCAACAUGGUGUCUGGUCAAGAAAAUGGCAAUGUAACCGUCCAAUGUCUCUACAGUGAAACACUUAAAGACACUGAGAAAAAGUGGUGCAAAAGUGGACAAUUGCACUCCUGUCAAUCUGCUCAGGAUAUAGAGCUGUCCCCUGAUGCAGCUGUACAAAUAAAUGAUACAAAUGAUGGAGUAUUUACAGUUAUACUAACAGGACUGAAGAGGACAUAUUCAGGUUGGUACUGGUGUAUGGCCGGGGGAGUGCAGGCGCCAGUUCAUAUCAAUGUUACUUCAGUGCAAACCACUACGGAAGCCAACACAAGACUUUCCACAUUUACCAUGGUUCCACAGCUAACCUACAAUCCAAGUAACUCUGCUGUUCAUUCAACAACACAAUCAUCACCACCAUAUUCUGAUGUACACAGCCAUAAUUCAGUAGCAACAUUUUCAUCCACAACAUCAGAAUUGCCUGGAAGUACUUCCUUUCAGACUGAUAAAACUGGCCAAAUAUCCACAGCAUCACCAAAGCAGCUUUCUAAGAUACAAUCGUCAACAUAUUCAACUACAAUGGCGAACACAAAGGAAGACUCAUCUAAUAGUAGUAGUUCUAAAAGGACACAAGUAACCAGAGGAUCAGCAACUACAUCUGUGGGAAGUGAUUCUGCAAUGACUGUACCAUCUAAAUAUCUGACAUUUGGACCAAAAUCCACUUUUGAGUGCAGAAACCUUGUUUGGGUGCUUGCACUGGUUUGUGGGGGAUUGCUUCUAUUUAUAUUUGCAGGACUUUUGUGGAUAUUGAUUAAAUGGAAACAAGACACUAACACCAGAGAGGAGGCAACAGAAAUAACAACACAGUUCCUUGCAAAUGACAGAGAUGAUCUUCUAGAAAAUGAAUGGACCAGUACUUCAAUUGUCCAGUUCAGCACAGACUCAAACUCUAUUACAAUAACAUAACCUGUUAUUAACCAAGAAAAAAGGCUUAUUCCAUCCACUCCAUCUGUCGUCCUGGUAUUCGAGGUACUUCCUGGAAGAUCAUUUCUGUAGAAGUUAAAAAAAGUUUAACAAUUCAUGAAAGGUUUGAUGCAUCCAUUGUGUUUUUGUCUAGAUCAUAGCUUCAUUUUGGAAAUUGUUUUGUUGCGUAUUCCUAAUUUGUAAAUGCAAAUUUCUAUGUAAAUGCAUGUAGGACAACUUUGUAUUUUGGAACAAGAAGUUUUAAAUGUGUGCUUCUUCACUGCAAGCUGGCAUAAUGUAGUUUGAUUUCCUUUGCUUGUGUAUGAAGACUGAAAUGCCCAUUAAAGACAUUUAAAUAAACCUAGCAAACUAUUUUAAUAAAGCAAGCAAAAUUGCAACUGAGCAUGACAGUGAUCAGACUGUUGUGUGAAACACACGAUCACAAAUGAGUUUUGAGUGAAAUCAGUGUUGGUAAAUAACAGUGUUGUAGGCGAGAUGAUGUCAUCACUCGCAGCUAUCUCAUUCUUGAUAUCAAAAAUAGCCUUUGCAAUGAGUGAAAAUAGAAUUACUGAUAUCUUAAAUGUGA